Messenger RNA from Parnassius mnemosyne (clouded apollo), 1221 nucleotides. The record is from the annotation of a GenBank genome assembly. NCBI's taxonomy places the organism in Eukaryota, Metazoa, Arthropoda, Insecta, Lepidoptera, Papilionidae.
UUGAGAGGCGACAUGAGGCGAUAUAAUCGCAUUGUUCAAGUUUUUUUCUUAAUUUUAACAACAUUCUACAAAACCGACGGCGAUUGUGUUUUGUCUUUAAAAAAUGAUUUCGGAGAACCAUCACCUGUUUAUGUCAAAAAUGGCACGUUUCUAUCAUCCACCACACCAACUGGCGACAUCUUAAUGCGGCGAUCGGAAAAAAUUCUAGUGGGAUGCCCGGGGAAAAACAGAUACGUUGUUUUUGGAGGUGAUGCUACAGAUUUUGAGGUCGCAGAGGUUCAAUGCAUCUCUGACACAAUAUUCCGCUAUGGUCUUUGGCUGGGCGAGUUCAAAGACAUCAGGUGUAAUGCACCGCCUUGGUUCACAGUGGAGCCCAAUUAUACAGAGUGCUUCGGUGGGCGUACACUCUACAAAGUCGGCUAUCAGGUGGGUGGUGAGUUCUUGAUGUUAUACGAAGCCUGCUUCGACAGUCAACUCCUGACAACUCUCUACGUGCGGCACGAGUUGUCACCAGCCAACAGUUUCUAUCAGCGCGGUGUUAGACGAUCCCAAUUUAUUGAUACGGGUCUAUUUGGCAAGUAUUGCAUCGCUCGACUGUACUCCACGAAGAACCAAAGAGCGCGCUUCAACGACAUUCUUGGCGACAGGAUGGACCAGCGAUACAUUACUAGAAAUCAGUUCCUCACGCGGGGCCACCUUGCUCCAAGAGUGGAUUUCACAUUGAGCGCUCUGCAGCGAGCCACGUUCCAUUAUAUCAACGCUGCACCUCAGUGGCUGCGAGGGAAUGCUGGGGACUGGGCCGCCUUAGAAGAUGCAGUUCGCCGUCGUGCCCACAGCAAUGGAUCCCGAUUAGUUGUGUACACGGGCACUCACGGUGUGUGUACCCUCGCUGAUGCACACAAUGAACACCAUGAGUUGUUUCUACACGUAGAUGACAACAACAAUGGUAUCGUACCCGUGCCUCUUUACUAUUAUAAGGUGGUGUAUGACCCUAAAAAAGAAACUGCAGUUGCUUUUGUUUCAAUCAAUUCACCCUUCUAUAAUCGAACUAUGGUGGAUCAGCUGACGUUCUGCGAUGACAUAUGUGAUGGGAACAGGAACUAUUCGUGGCUAAGAUGGCGUCCUAAUGACGGCACGCACAGUUUUUGUUGUGAUUACGAAGAAUUCGUGAAAGUAGUUGAACACUUGCCGAAGCUUGUUGUAAGAGACAGAUUUUAUUGA